Aedes albopictus (Asian tiger mosquito) is the source of this 6403-nucleotide messenger RNA. RefSeq lists its product as uncharacterized. Lineage: Eukaryota; Metazoa; Arthropoda; Insecta; Diptera; Culicidae. The transcript has a single exon. The record is from RefSeq and is a predicted model, not a curated record. Bases 1428 to 5543 code for a protein of 1371 amino acids. Gene Ontology annotation, molecular function: protein binding.
GUUUAUCUAUGUGUGCAUUUCCAUGCACAUUCACGUUAUCUGAUUCUUCAAUAUGGCGACGACCAUAAUUGACGAAAAUUAAACAAAAGCAAGUUUACUUUUAUGAUGACGGCGCUGUCCAUAAACUACGUAGACUCAUUUUUGGCCAUUUCAGACCCCCCCCCCCUCCGUAGACCUUUGUUCAUACAAAAAUUUGAAAAUUUGUAUGGAGCGUAGACUUUGGCCGGACCCCCCAACUCCCCCUCAGAGUCUACGUAGUUUAUGGACAGACACUGACCGCAAUAAACCUAGGAGUGUCAUAGUUUCUGAUUUUCCACCGAGUGUAGAAUAAGCAAUUAAGUUAAAAUCAGGCUUGAUAAUCCUCCUCUAAAUCAAAAGAGUUUAGCAACAUGCUCUAGAGCGGUGUUUUGCUUUUGCCUCGUCGCGAGGGAGCGAACGAACCCCAAACAGAGAGGCAAUAAAAACUGAGCGAGGAAGAGGGGAACAAAAAAAGAGCCGAUGAUUAUUUCGGGUUUUUGAGUGCGAUUUUCGCCUCGAGAGUCUUUCUUUGUAUGGGAGUGGAACUCGCGAGAGCUUUUUGAGUGUGAGUGGACGUGAGAAACACAACAAGCAAUUUUGAGUGUUAGACGAACUCCUCGCUGCGCGGCAAGCUCGCGCUCGCUGCUGGCUGUUGAGGAUUUGCGUUGUGAUUACUGAGUUUUAUUUUAACUCCUCAGAAAAACGCCAAAAUCGCUUCCUCAUUUUCUCGCGAGUGAGUUUCUGUCAAGCCUGGUUAAAAUACACAUUAAUAAAAACCAAAAAAAAGCUUUUCCAGCAACAGAUGUCGUUACUAAUCGUACGGAUUGCCAUCUGUUGAGAGUUUGAACAGUUUUAUUGUAGUAAUGAUGAAUGCUACAAAGAUUACAUUUCGGAAAGUUUUGCUUACUCUUAAAAUCUGGCUAUAUGGAUAUCUUCAAGUAUACUAUAAAACAUUUCAUCAACGGUUUUCAUAAAAGUAGUCAUAAAGCUGUGAGUUUUGGUUAUUACUGUAAUAAACCCUAAACAAAUCAAACAAAACCAACCAGCAACGGAAUUGUUACUUGGUAUGCUACUGAGCUUGUCCCGGGAGUAAUAAGGAGCCACUGUGGCUGCGGAACAGACCUGUAAUCACUUUUUUGGAAAGAAAAAUAAAAUAUUUUUUUUUCAAUGUAUAUUCUUCAAAAAGGCGCCAUUUAUUAGUCUACAACUUUGCCGAAAUCACCUUACCGAUCAAACAAGCCAUUUCCGUGAUACAUUUUUGGCAAAAUGGUACAUAUAAACGAAUUCGAUUUGAGCUACAUUUCCGGUACUGGUGUGUGUUCGUUGGCUUGAAAACUAAAACCGCUCUCAUCUGCAGUACCCAGACAAAUUGCUGCCAACUUCAGCUUUUUUUACAUUUCAGAUCGAAAAUGGCACACUCAACGUGGGAUACCAUAGAUCCGGAAACCACAAGACUUGUGACGUACGAAAGCAGCAUCAAGUCUGGAACUCACGGCGAGGUGUACCAAAAGCAACUUUCCCUAGUUCUUUUGCUACGGCUCACAAGAGAAGGGAAGAAUUUCCAUUUAGCUUAUGAACUGACACCCGCGGAGAAGUUCGACGAUGUGGUUCUGUACGAUAGGACAGCCAAGCAAUGGACUUUUCUCCAAUCAAAACAUGCAGACGGCAAAGAUUCUAAAAUAGAUCUCAAUGGCUUGCUCCCAAAAACGAAUCGAGAGAAAGGAGAUUUCAGUUUGUACAAAUAUUUCUAUUCCUACAUGAGAAUUCGAAACAGAUUCAUAGGCAAAACCAACUUCCUGCUGUUCACCAAUAAGAAACUAGAUGAAAAGUUAAAGAGCGCAGAAGAUAGCAUGGCGAUCGAAGAUCAAGAUGUAGAUGAAUAUCUUCGCUUUACAUCUGAAGGAGCAACCCACAAAUUACUCAUACCGACUGAAUCUACAAUUCAAUCAAUCCUGGAAUAUGCCAACAAAGAUUUGUAUUCCCUGAAGGACGCUAUCAAGCAUCUCUUCACCAAAGGGAUUAUUACAGAUCAACUCAUAAAGUACAAAGUAUAUUUAAAUGAUGUUUUGAAGGAGUCAGGAUACAAUCAAAUUAGAUUCGCGGAUACCUUCAACCAAUCACUGAUUUUCAUUGCUAAAUUGUACAACGUUCUUCAACCACAGCUACACAAAUUGAAACCCAUUAAUAAACCCCCAGAACUCAACUUCAAUGAAACAGGAUAUGAUUCUUCAAAUUGGUUAUCAGUGGGAGGCCCGGAUCUCAAGCACCUGGGUGAAGCCAUCGAAGAUCUUUUUUGUAGUGGAACUGUAUCCGAUUAUUUAAAAGAGUACGAACAUCUUCUAGCUCUGAUUCUAACAACGACUGCGAAUGGUAAGCUUGCAAUCAAAGAAACAUUCAAUAGUGAUGUAGUAUCUAAAGCUGAAUUGUAUAGGAUGCUGAAAGCUGAACUGAGUGACAUGAAUAAACAGGUUACAACGAAUCAGAAACUAUUUGAUGGAAAGGAUUCACGUAACAAGCCUAAGUUAGUAUUAUUCCAUGCGGAUGCAUCUGAUGUUAGACAAUUUUUCGCGCUACUUACACUAUCAGUGCAACAGCCGGAUGAGUUGGAAUCCUUCAUCAUCGAAGAAUUGAACUUAUGGAUGAGAAUGUGGUUGAGACCUGACAUUUUAGGUAUGCUAACCGAAAACGAUUAUGAAAAAGCGGUGAAAGAUUUAGAUAAUUAUUUUGAAUCAACGCUGAAACGCGGUCAAGGUAAUUCCAAACCAUACCUAGACCAACAAUUUGUGUCGCAGUAUUUUAACAAGUUACAGUCCACACUUGUAGAAAAGUAUCCGGAAUUGAAAGAUAUGAGUCAGAUAUAUAUUAACAGGGUGCUUAUAUUUGAGGAAGACGACAUUAGUAAAACAGAACAUUCACUAGCAUCUCAAUUUGACGGAACCAUAAAAACUAAGCUUAAGCCAAAUUCAAGGAUGACAGAUAAACAGUUUGCAGCAAAUCUUAAGGUUGAGUUUGCACACUAUCAAUGUUUAGUUUUAACGGCGGACCCUGGGCUAGGUAAAACUGAAUUUCUCCAAUAUGUUGCUCUUGAACAUCAAAAAGUAGAAUCUGGAGCAGUUUUCUUAUUCUACUUGAACAGACUACAAGUUUCUGAGCAUGAAUCUCCAUUAGACAUUCUAAAAUAUGCGUUAUCUGAUAAAAACUUUGAAUUCAUUUGGAACGUUUUGGAAAAACAUCAGACAUAUUGCACUUCACACAUUACAUUAUUGUUUGAUGGGUAUGAUGAAAUACAUAAGAAAAAUAGAAAUAAAAUGAACAAUCUUUUGAAAAUAUUGCUGAGAUCAGAACAUAUCAAAAUUGUUAUGAGUGUUAGAAGUCAUGAGAAAAAAACAUUGCAGCACAUGUUUCAGAAACAAUUUAAUGUUGGAUAUUUUUCGUUAGAGCCUUUUAGCAGUAAACAUGUAAUUGAAUAUCUUUCAACAUAUUGGGAAGAAAACGUGGAUUUUUCACUCUUUUCCAGAAUCUUCUAUCACUCAAAAUUUAUAAUGUUUUCCAAAUAUAUGCUUACUAAGUUUAAUGGCUUGUGUAGCGUGCCACUUAUGGUUAAAAUGAUGGCAAAAAUAUACAAAUGCCGUUUCAAGCUCUUCAAAGAAACUAAGCUUAGUGAUAUUAAGGGUGAAUUAUGCUAUUUAGUCAGAGAGUUUUCAGAAGUUGAUCACAUCUACGAAAUUUUCAUAGAAAAUUGUUUACUAGUAAAGAUAGUAGAUGCAUGCAAUGGCAUUGGGCGAGUCGACCCGAACAAACAAAUUUUUGAUGGGUUUUGCCUGGACCAUCAAUUGCGGGCAAUAAAAUUUCUUGAUAUUGGUGAGCUCGAAUUUAUCUUCAAUAAUCCAAAAUACAAUAAAAAGAUGGACUAUAUGCAUGAUUGCCAUCUGAACCAACUUGAAAAAUCUAUUCUUGUGAAAUUUGUUGACGGCAAGUUUUUUUUCUUGCAUCAUUCUUACGCCGAAUAUUUUGUUGCGAAAUUUUUGUGGGACGAUUUCUUUUAUUUGAAAGAUGUUACUAAAAAUGUUUUGUCUUCUUUCCCGGGAAUAAGAAAAUUUUUUAUAAGAAUAAUUGAAAAUAAUAUUUCAUGGUUUGAAUCAAAAAUCGCUCAAGAAACAUCGUUUGCUACAGAAGAAAUUGUUUUUUGGGCUUGUGAAAGUAAUGCUGAAAAUUUACUGAAAUAUGUGCUUUCAAAAAUACCAAAAUAUAAAGUAAGUGACGCUAAAAUGCUUCACAUUGCUAUUUACAACGGCAGUGACAGAAUAUGUUCCUAUUUGAUCAAAAAUUGUAAAGUACAUCCCGAUGUUGAGUAUGAUGGUGGUUUUCCUUUACACUCGGCCGUAGUGUACGGGCGUAUAAACAUAGUCCAGUUACUGCUACGAAACGGAGCUGACAUUAAUAUUAGAAACGCAGAAGGAUGGUCUGCUCUGCAUUAUGCAGUUCAUCACAAACAAAUUGCAAUUAUAAAUAUUUUAAUCGAUAAAGGUAUUGAUGUAAACUCCUUAAACAAUAACAAAUGGAAUGCACUGCACAUUUCUUGCGAUAAUGGUGAUGCUGAUAUGACGAAAAUGCUAUUACAAAAAGAUGCACAGGCCGAUUUACAGACAAAUGAAGACAAAACUCCUCUUGAUUUAGCUGUAUCGAAAGGGUAUACAGAAGUUGUUGACAUUUUAAUCGAAUAUUUUAUUAUGAAAUUAAAUUUUCAUAUAACUUUCAGGGUAUUUCAGAAUGCUGAUCGCAAUAGUCACUAUUAUAUAACACAAAAACUAACAAGGGAUUUUUCAGAACUUGCUAAUGGAAUAAAUUUCAAUGAGAAAUCAAUUCAUAUUGCGGUUCAUAAUGGACUAAAGAGAAAAGUAAAAGGAUUGAUAAACGACGGUGCCAAUGUUUAUGCAUUAAAUAAAUCAGGGCAUACAGCUUUACAUCUUAGUGCAUCUGCAGGUCAUCACCUUGUUGUUGAGCUAUUGGUGAAUAGUGGUGCAAACGUAAACGCCGUUGAUGAGGAUAACGUUACGCCUCUUUAUAUAGCAUGUCAGAAUGGUCACAGAAAGGUUGUGGAGACUUUGAUUAAAAGAGGAGCCUACGUUAAUGCAUUGACUCACAAUAAAUGGACAGCUCUUCAUGUAAGUGCUUUCGAAGGUCACUCUGUAAUUGCAAAAUUACUUCUUGACCAAGGUUCAAACGUGAACGCUGUUAAUGAAGAUAACGUGACACCACUUUAUUGGGCAUGCGAAAAUGGUCAUAAAGAUGUUGUAGAGACUUUGAUUAGAAGUGGCGCCAACAUUAAUGCAUUAACUAACGAUAAUAGGACAGCUCUCCAUGCUAGUGCUUCCACUGGUUACUGCGAUAUUGUAGAUGUACUGCUUGAAAAUGGCGCCGUUUCCAAUACUGUUGACAAAAAUGGACAUACACCACUGAGUUAUGCAUUGCAGAAUAGGCACCAAGAUGUAGUAGAGUCCUUAUUCUUCCUGCAAAACAAAUAAUUCCAGGUAUUGGAUUCAUUUCAUUCAUUUCCGUUUUGUCUUGGAAGAAUUCAAAAACGUCAAACUUCGGCUGCUAUUUAAUAGAUUAAGUUAAUGCUAAUGCCGUUUUUCUUAUUGAUCCAGUUCCAACCUGGGUUGGACAUGGAACAAAUCAGAGUUUCAACCCUAACCUAAGUUACGCUCACUUGUGCGGUAAUUUGUUUGACGUUUUUUUGUUUGCACAUUUUCCGCCGAACCAGUUCCAACCUAGACCUGGGUUCAAAAAGAAAAACGGUAUAUUAUGUUUUCAGUUAAAAAAAAAAAAAGAAAAACGGUUCUGUUUUCAGUUCAAACACAGAGAACAGACGAACAUGCUCGAACAAAAUUGCUCGAAAAUCUUGUGUAAAGAAAAAAACAAGCUCAGUAGCGACAUCGACGGUGACUUUCCCACUCAAAAACUUGUUUCGACAUCAUGAUGGCGCUUUCUGAAGAAAUAUUUCACUAACGCACCUUGAAAUUUUUCUACUCAGAUUCUGAGCUGUAUUUGUUUACAUAACAAGAUGUUUAUGACUAUUUCACUAAUCCAGCAACCAAAUUUGAGCUACCCAUUGAUAAUAAGUUUCAUUAUUUUCAAUAAGAAACAAGUUGAUCAAGAAUUCAAUUAUUGUUUUCCAAGUAAAACCAACACAUUCUCUUGGUGGAACUAUACCAGGGUGCACACUUGGCGACACUAGCGCCAAAAGGUAAAACAACGGCAAAUUUGUACCCCGAUUCAAAAUUUGACAGCGCCACGUGAUGGCCACAUUCCCAGUUGUUUCAAAACAACCGUUGCAAUGCUUUACACAACAGCACUACAUGAGCUUGGACGUCUGUUCUCUGUG